ACCCAUUUGAAAAUCCCGCUACCAAAUAAAAACCCAAAAAUCCACGGGGUUCGCUUAUCGUCCCCAAAGUUUAAACCUUUUAGAAAUGAAGGGUUUUGAUUUUGCCCAGAAUUUGCUGAAAAGGAAAUGAGUUCGGGGGAUUUACAUAAGGUUUGGGAAAUCAAGGCAUUGAAGAGGAAACCUGGAGUAAAAGAAGCCAAAAAAUUCUUAGAGAAAAUAGCCAAUCAAGUUAAACCCAUUAUGCGUAAGCAUAAAUGGAGAGUCAAGGUCCUCUCAGAAUUCUGUCCGAAUAAUCCAGCUUUGCUAGGGCUGAACGUGGGACGUGGCAUCCACGUCAAGUUAAGGCUAAGGAGACCGAACCGGGAUUGGGAAUUUUAUCCCUUUGAUCAUGUUCUUGAUACAAUGCUUCACGAACUUUGCCAUAAUGCUCACGGUCCUCAUAAUGCUACUUUUUACAAGCUUUGGGAUGAACUUAGAAAGGAAUGUGAGGAGCUCAUGUCAAAAGGAAUAACUGGCUCAGGGGAGGGGUUUGAUCUUCUUGGGAAGCGCUUGGGUGGAUUUUCCCGACAACCUCCACUCUCAUCUCUUCGCCAGACUGCAUUAACUGCAGCAGAGAACAGAGCUUGCUUGGGGUCUCUAUUGCCUUCUGGACCUAAAUGUCUUGGUGGUGACAGCACCAUUAAGGAUGCACUUAGUCCUAUACAUGCAGCUUCAAUGGCUGCAGAAAGGAGAUUGCAAGAUGAUCUUUGGUGUGGUUCUCAUUGUUCUGAGAUUGCUGGAAAUGAAGAAAGUUGUGCUGAUACUUUGCAGGAUCAUUUGGAUUCGGAUCAAGGAGCAGAGAAAUCGAGUGUAAAAGAUGGUUCCAGUGGACACGCUUUUGGCAGAACCUCUCUUAAACGAGGCCGCAGGCAAGAUAAACCAGAAUCCAACUUUGUGGAUUUAACUACACCAGUAUCUGGAUCUGCUUUUAACCAAGGUGCUAAAUCUCCUAAACAAAUAUGCAAAUCCAAUAACCUUAUACCUUCAAGUGCAUCAUCUUCAGUCACUGUGGUGAAUGAUGAAUCUCCAGAUAAUCGAGGAGUAACUGCUAUGUGGGAGUGCAAAUCAUGCUUUUUACUGAAUCCUUCAUUUACCCCAAUAUGCGAGCUUUGCUUUAUUGAAAGGCCCAGAGACAUCGGCACCAAGUACAAAUUUUGGUCCUGCAAGUUUUGCACCUUGGAAAACCCUGUGAAACUGGAUAAAUGCUCGGCAUGUGAUCAAUGGAGAUAUUCACAUGGCCCUCCUAUAUCGAUUCCAGCUCCCAAUCGCGGUACAUGAGAAGUAACAUCCCAUAAAU
Hibiscus syriacus is the source of this 1336-nucleotide messenger RNA. RefSeq names its product DNA-dependent metalloprotease WSS1-like. The record is from RefSeq and is a predicted model, not a curated record. The transcript has 4 exons. Lineage: Eukaryota; Viridiplantae; Streptophyta; Magnoliopsida; Malvales; Malvaceae. Bases 127 to 1317 code for a protein of 396 amino acids.